AUGCCCUUUAGCUUCGCGGAUUUAGUGUUCACGGGGGAGAGGAUUGAAGUAGGCUUGAAGAGAGGGGAGUUUGAUUAUGUCUCCCUCGCCGACACAAACAAUAGAAGGAUCGGAGUAGCUGGGGCAAAAAGAAAGGAAGGGGAUGCCCAUGCCAUCACCUCGUCACCUUCUUGGCCAAAGCCUCAGCAAGCCUCGCAUGGAAGGAUUUACCUGUUUCCCUUCCUAAAGUGGUACAACCUCAAUGUGACCUGCGCGUAUCAUGGAGGAACUCCGGGGCAUGCGGUUGAGCAAUGCAUGGCCCUCAAGCACAAGGUCCAGAGCUUGAUCGAGGUGGGAUGGUUGACGUUCCAAGAAGAUGGGCCAAAUAUGAAGACGAACCCAGUCGCCAACCAUGGAGGAUCGGAUGUAAAUGCAAUUGAGGUGUGUAAACUACAAAAGCCUAAGCAUUUAAAGGACGUAAUGACCUCUAGGAGGUUUAUUUUUGAAGCCUUGCAAGAGGCAGGCGGGGUUCCUAUCGGUGGGCAUAAGGGGGAUCCUUGCUUGAUGUAUCCAGGUGCACCGUAUGAUAUGGAAACAUGUUCGACGGUGGAGGAACUGUUGCAACGGAUGAUAGACCAAGGCCGACUCGAGAUCGGUGACGAGGGUGAGAAAGAGAAACACGUCUAUAUGCAGUCAGUGGACAAGGAAAGUCCCAAGAAGCCCAAGCCUUUGGUGAUACAUUUCACCAAAGAUGCGACUCCCCAAAAGCACCAAGGCCCUUCGACAUUGUUAGGUAGUAAAUUUUUCCGCUUCCCCUAUAAAAACAACAAGGCGGUCCCGUGGAAGUACGCUCUUCAAAAGCUGAGCGAGAGGAAGGAGGAGGCCACCAACAUUGACUCACUUUCUGCCAAAGUGACCAAUAUCACUGGACUAAGCGGCGUGACCCGCAGCGGCUUCAUCUUUGCGGCUCCUGACCUGCUGAGUGAGUUCAAGAUAAUCAAGCAACUCAACAAAACUCCAGCUAGGGUUUCUCUGUUAGAACUACUCAUCAAAUCUGAGCCUCACCGAGCAUUGCUAGUUAAAGUUUUAAACGAGGCCCAUGUGGCCCAAGACAUCUCCGUAAAAGGCUUCGAGGGGAUUGUCAACAAUAUCACAGCCAACAAUUACUUUACCUUCACUGAGGAGGAGAUUCCCAUUGAGGGACGAGGACAUAAUAGGGCUGUGCAUGUAUCCAUCAAAUGCAUGGAUCACAUCAUGGCCAAAGUGCUCAUUGACAAUGGCUCUAGCCUAAAAGUAAUGCCCAAAAGCACCUUGGAGAAAGUGUCAUUCAAUGCCUCCCACAUGAAACCAAGCUCCAUGGUGGUCCGGGCUUUUGACGGAAGUCAUCGGGAAGUAAGAGGGGAGAUCAAUCUCCCAUUCCAGAUAGGACCACACACCUAUCAGGUUACUUUUCAAGUAAUGGAUAUUAACCUAGCCUACAGUUGUUUGUUGGGCCAACCGUGGAUUCACUCGGUGGGAGUCGUCUCCUCAAUGCUCCACCAAAAACUAAAAUUCGUGGUGGAGGGGCACUUAGUCAUUAUUUCAGGGGAGGAAGAUGUUUUGGUAAGCUGCCACUCUUUUAUGCCAUAUGUGGAGGCCGCGAAAGAGUCCUUGGAAACAGCUUUCCUGUCCUUUGAGGUGGUAACCAACACUUUCGUAGAAUUCCUCCUGAUGCGGCCCCAAAUGUCUGGCGUGACAAUGAUGGUGGCCCGUGUGAUGCUAGGGCACGACUAUGAGCCUGAAAUGGGCUUGGGGAAGAAUAAUGACGGCAUGGCAAACUUAGUGGACAUCAACGAAAACCGCGGAAAGUUCAGGCUAGGAUAUAAGCCCACGCGGACUAAUGUGAGAAGAAGCAUCGUAGAAAGGAUGAACAAGGGCGUGGGCCCGCAACUAAGGCCACAAGCGAGGGAGGACCCUUCUUGUCAUAUCAGUAAAAGCUUCGUGAGUGCGGGCUUGAGACAUGAAGAGCAAGUCGCCAUGAUACAUGAUGAAGCCCCUCAAGAACGUUCAGUUUGGGUGCAGUCAUGCCUUCCUGAUCUUCAAUUGGGAAACUUAUCCGAUGACAAGUCCUAUGAAGGUACUAAUACCGAGGACCCUGUCGUCAAUUUUGAACAAGAAGCGAAUCAACCUGAGAUUGAAGAAGACGAAGGUAUGGAAUUUCCCCCUGAGCUAGAAAGGAUGGUCGCUCAGGAGGACCGAGAGAUGAGGCUGCACCAGGAAGAAACGAAAAUCAAAAACUUAGGUUUUGGUGAUGAAAAGAAUGAGGUAAAGGUGGGUAUAGGCAGGUACAGGCAUGGCCACACCAAUCCGAGAUGA
Messenger RNA from Glycine soja, 2334 nucleotides. RefSeq lists its product as uncharacterized. The record is from RefSeq and is a predicted model, not a curated record. Bases 1 to 2334 code for a protein of 777 amino acids. NCBI's taxonomy places the organism in Eukaryota, Viridiplantae, Streptophyta, Magnoliopsida, Fabales, Fabaceae. The transcript is spliced from 4 exons.